AUGAAGAAUAAUAAUUUAAAAGACCAGCUCUCAAGAGUAGGUAAUGGAAACCACAAAGACCUCAAUAAUGGAGAUACCAUUCACAGUAUUAGCAACACAAAGAGGUUAUCAAAUGGGUCCAUUGAUCCAGAUGACGACGUUAGUAGGGUUAUUGAGCUUCGCGACACUCUUGAGAAACAGAAUCAUGAGUUGGGUCAGGCUAAAAUUAGGGUAACGGAUGCUAACAUCAGGGUUGCAGAGCUAGAGGAGAGUCUUGCUAUGGCUCAGAAAGAGAUGCUCAAAGCACAGGAGAGUGCUGCUAAAUAUCAAAGGGAUGCUAAAGAGGCCAUGGCCCAGAAGGAGGAUAUGGAGGAACGUAUAGCUACGUUAGAAAAGAGAUAUCUAAAUGCCCAGCGAGAAACCACAUCUCUACAUGAUCUUAAUGAUAAAUUAGAGGCUGAGUUAGCCAGUCGAGAGGCUGACGUUAAACAGUAUGAAGAUAAACAGCGAGGAAUGCAGGAGAGACUAGAUGCCUCAGAACAAAGGUUAUCACAAUCAUUAAGCAAAGCUGAAGCAUUACCAAGUGUAGAAGCUGAAUUAGCUGAUAGAAUGGCUGCACUCUCUCAGGCUGAAGAGAGGCAAGGAAACACAGAAGAAAAACUAAAGCAACUCAGGAAUGAAUUAGAAGAAUGUAAACAUGAACUAGAAAGGGCAAGAGAGAGGGAAAGAAUGAAUGAAGAACACAAUAAGAGAUUAUCAGCGACAGUAGAUAAACUAUUAACUGAAUCAAAUGAAAGAUUAAAGAUACAUCUCAAGGAAAGAAUGUCGGCUUUAGAUGAUAAGAAUGGGAUGACUCAGGAAUUGGACAAGAUCCGACGAUCAAUGGAUGAGAUUGAAAGAGAGAAGAGUAAAGUUGUUGAAGAGAGGGAUCGAUUGAGAAUAGAAAUCAAGUCUUUGAGAGAUGGAUUUGAUUCUGAUGGCUCAGCUAGAAAUAUCAGUAGCAGUACAACAUCCCAAGCGGUACCUGAUGUUGUGAUGGCCAAUGCUGCUAAACAGGGAAGAAGUGAGGAUGAAGUGAUACGGCGCCCUCAGAAGGGCCGCAUCGAAUCACUCAAAGGCAACGAUAGAAAGCAGGUUCACACGUUGAAUGAGCAGGAAUGGGAGAAGGCGGAGCAGGCCAAUGUCUUGGCAAACAUUGCCCAAGCUUUUGAGAGCGAGAGCUCUUCACCUGCUGGUGAUGAUAAUGCAGAUAUCUUCUCAGCGGUUGAUAUGUUGUCUCCUCAAGGUCAGACCGAUGCUCAGACGUUAGCAGCGAUGCUUCAGGAACAACUAGAUGCAAUCAAUAAUGAAAUCAAAUUAAUACAAGAGGAAAAAUUUAGCACGGAGCAGCGAGCGGAGGAGCUUGAGCAUCGGGUAGGAAGCGUUGAUAACAUUGAUAUAUAUGGGACUUCCCCGAGUCAUCGCUACUGGAAUCCAGAACCAAGGUCACUUACAAGGUCAUUGCCAGGAAGUAUGCUAAUGAUGACUACAGCAUCAGAUCAGGGUCCAUCACAACAACGUACAGGAGAUAAUAAAUCACCUCCUCAAAGCGCUGAUUCAACACCGGUCACUGUUAGACGAAUCCAUCAAGCUGAACCAGCAUCACCUCUUACCUCUCACUAUAAACAUAGUGCUAGCCAACCUCAUAUAUCCUCACUAGGGGGCGCUGUUUAUGGCGUACGGGAAAGAGGUUAUGAUAGCGAUGUGGAUGACAUAGCUUCAAGGCCCAAAUAUGUUCACAAUCGUUCUAUGUCCCUUUCUGAGUCGGAGCUGCAGUAUUGGCAAAAGAGCGAGGUCAUCUGGGAACCUAGAACACUCAAUUUCAAGCCAAUAACAAAGGAGAAGGAAACAGCGGAGGUGAGACCGAUCCGAUGCGAGCCAAGUCCACCCAUGUCACCAAGAUCACAACAGCUUGAGAAGAUGGCUGCAGCUAUAGCCGCUCAAGCUAGUCAAAAUGAACAAAGAAGCAGAAACUCAAUGGAAAGUAACAGCACACCCAGCCCCCAUAGCAGUGCUAAUAGUUCACAAGACUCGCUUAAUAAGAAUUUACAGAAGAAACAAGCUUCAGGUAUAAAGGGCUCCCUCGGUAGGAUUUUUGGAAAGAAAGAGAAGCCUGGGAGAAGAGGGAGAGAACAUCCUGAUAAAGCCCAUUUUCAAGACGAUUCAUCUUCCCAAGACUCAAUGUCAAUUGGAGUCGCUGGCCAGAGAGAGCAAGAUAGGAGAAAGAAAAAGAAACAUGAAUUAUUAGCAGAAGCAAUAAGAGCAGGAACCCCAUUUGCACUAUGGAACGGUCCUACUGUAGUUGCAUGGUUGGAACUCUGGGUAGGAAUGCCUGCAUGGUAUGUAGCAGCGUGUCGAGCAAAUGUGAAAAGUGGUGCCAUCAUGUCUGCACUCUCUGAUACAGAGAUACAAAGAGAAAUCGGUAUUAGUAAUCCACUUCACAGACUGAAAUUAAGACUAGCUAUUCAAGAAAUGGUCAGCCUUACAAGUCCGUCAGCUCCGCCCACAUCCCGGACAUCUGAUGAGAAUAUCAAUGAACCCCCGCCCCGCCCACCUUCUCCUCCCCCACCCCCUCCCCAUCCAAUUGAGCAGACUUUAGCAUUCGGUGAGAUGAAUCAUGAAUGGAUUGGAAAUGAUUGGUUGACCAGCAUUGGCUUGCCGCAAUACCGCUCAACGUUCAUGGAAUGUCUGGUAGAUGCAAGGAUGUUGGAUCAUCUGACCAAGAAAGACCUUAGAGGACAGCUUAAAAUGGUUGAUAGCUCCCAUAGGAAUAGCUUCCAGUACGGUAUACUAUGUCUGAAAAAAGUCAACUAUGAUAGGAAGGAAUUAGAAAAGAGGAGAGAAGAGAGUGCAGUAGAGGUUAAAGAUGUAUUAGUAUGGAGCAAUGAAAGAGUAAUAAAGUGGGUAUGUUCUAUUGGACUCAAAGAGUUUGCUCAAAACCUGAAGGAAAGUGGCGUACAUGGAUCCAUUGUUGCUCUGGAUGAAACAUUUGAUGUCAGUGCCCUCGCACUUGCGCUUCAGAUUCCAACACCAAACACGCAGGCACGAAGCACGUUAGAACAGGAGUUUAAUAAUCUACUUACUGUUGGCACAGAGAGGAGACUAGAGGAGGUAUGUAAUAUUCUUCAAUGAGAAUAUAGUUUUGUCAGCUUCAUGAUAAAAUUUGCUAAUAAUUUUCAUUGACUAAUAUGCUCUCAUCUAUUGGGGUGUAUAUCAGUGAACGUCCUGACCAAACUUGUUAUGAAACACUCCCUGGAAUCAUCAUGAGAAAAUGGUCCGUAUACAAACCCUUUUGAAAAUACCAUAACUGUUUAACAAGUCAGUUUUGAGCAAAACUUGUUGCUAAACCCACUGACUAACUUUUAUUUAUUUGUUGAGUAAAUGAGCACAUGUUAAAAGCAAAAGUGUUACUUCUCAAAGAUCUCUCUAGUAAUGAUGAGUGGUUCAGAUCAUAUUGUUAUAUUGGCAAAAAGAAAUUACUCUUGUCAUUUUAUAAACGUUAUAGUUCUUCAUUUCGCACAUUUCUCAGAGAAUCAAAGAGAUUUUACACACAAUUUAGUGAGUGCAGUUACCAAAUAAGUUUGCUCAAACUUGUCAUGGUAAAUAGUCAUUGUAUUUAUAGAAACAUAGGGAUUACUUUUUUGUAUUUAUAAAAAGUUUGAUUCAUACAAGCACAAUACUAUAUUCUUGGAGAAACAACAUCAACAAAGCAACUAACAGUUUGGAAACCCCUCAUUAACUUUUUGAUACCAUUAUAUUUACAUUUGAUAUUUAUAUGGCAUAACAUAAAUUAUCUAUUCACUUGUCUAUAUUCAUGCCUUAUUUGUCAUCUAUUUAAUGAUUGAAUCUAAUAUGCCCUAUUUAUUUUGAAAUGACUCAUCCCCCAUCCACAUGUAUUUCAUUUUCAGUGAUUUUGAUAACUAGAAUAACACUUUUAUUAUUAUGAUAUAGUUUUUGGCUGAACUUUCUGAUCCAUUCUUAAUCGCUUGUGAUUUUUGUUUUUUAGAUAGUUUUGUUUAUUUAUUUAUUUUUUUUGUUCUGUGUCCUGAUGCUAUACUGCAUGGGUAAGGAAAUUGAGCGUGAAUUAAAUGAGGUAAAUUUCAACCUGAUAGUCACUUGGUUUUAUGGAAGCAAAAAAGGUGGUGCCUCUCUCAGUGAGAGAAAACAUGGUAUUUUCUAAGAAAUUGCAUCUUAACUUCUUAAUUGUCAUUUAACCUCAAUUGUAUUUCAGAAUUUGCCAUUUAAUACUUCUUAUGAGAUCUUGAAAUAAAAGCUUAAUUGAUUAUAAUAUUAGCAGUUAUAUUGAAAUAACAGUGAUAGGAAUUAAAGCACCAAAUCUACUCUGUUAAGAGUGUGUGAAGCGCAUGUAAAGUAGUGAAUUUUCACAUACAGUAGGAGUUUUUAGAAGAUUUUGAGAGGAUUUGAUUUAUUUCAUUUGUGUUUGAUUGCAUCUCAUUUUACAAGUCACCAGUGAAAUGAUUAUAUAAGCAAAGGAAUCCACUCCCGCUCGCCCCC
Lytechinus pictus (painted urchin) is the source of this 4533-nucleotide messenger RNA. RefSeq names its product liprin-alpha-1-like. Lineage: Eukaryota; Metazoa; Echinodermata; Echinoidea; Temnopleuroida; Toxopneustidae. Gene Ontology annotation, cellular component: presynaptic active zone. Gene Ontology annotation, biological process: synapse organization. The coding region runs from base 1 to 3150 and encodes 1049 amino acids. The transcript has 21 exons. Gene Ontology annotation, molecular function: protein binding. The record is from RefSeq and is a predicted model, not a curated record.